GAGCACGCCACUCCUCCCAGUCUGUCACAAAUAAUUGAGAGCCCGCCAAACGUUUCCUUCCUUUCCUUUUCUUUCUUUUCUUUCCUUCCUUUCCUUCCCACAAUCUCGCUAAACCCGGUUCGCUAAGGAGCCACGCCGUCCCCUAAACCCGCGCCAAAGUUUCAGGCUCAUGCCAUUGUUCGUUGGCGCCAAAAUUUAAUUUCGCACGGACUCUUCCCCUGCAAGAUUCCCCAAUCCCAAACCCUAAUUCCAGAUUUUAUUUAUACCCGUGAUCGACCGACUGCUCUCGUCACAUCCUCUUCGGCAGCAGCACCGCAAUCCACUUCCUUUUCCGUACGCCUUCCAAUCGUUCGACGGAAUUCCCACAGAAGAAGAAGAAGGGAUUUGAGGAUGUACGUGGUGAAGCGGGACGGGCGCCACGAGGCCGUCCACUUUGACAAGAUCACGGCGCGGCUGAAGAAGCUCAGCUACGGGCUCAGCCAGGAGCACUGCGACCCCGUGCUGGUCGCUCAGAAGGUCUGUGCCGGCGUCUACAAGGGAGUCACCACCAGCCAACUCGACGAGCUCGCUGCCGAGACUGCCGCUGCCAUGACCGCCAACCACCCUGACUACGCCUCGCUUGCCGCGAGGAUUGCAGUUUCUAAUUUGCACAAGAACACGAAGAAGUCGUUCUCUGAAACGGUAAAGCUGAUGCAUUCUCACUUCAACGAAAGAUCUGGUCAGGAGGCCCCUUUGAUUGCUGAUGAUAUAUAUGAGAUAAUCAUGAAUAAUGCUGCUCGUUUGGACAGUGAGAUAAUAUAUGAUCGAGACUUUGACUAUGAUUACUUUGGCUUCAAAACUCUAGAGAGGUCAUAUCUCUUGAAAGUCUCUGGAAAGGUAGUUGAGAGGCCACAACACAUGUUAAUGAGAGUUGCCGUUGGAAUCCACAAAGAUAACAUUGAGUCUGCCAUCAGAACAUACCAUUUGAUGUCUCAGCGGUGGUUCACUCAUGCUUCCCCCACUCUGUUUAAUGCAGGCACACCUAGGCCUCAGUUAAGUAGCUGCUUUCUGAUAUGCAUGAAGGAAGAUAGCAUUGAAGGCAUUUAUGAUACUCUUAAGGAGUGUGCAAUAAUAAGUAAAUCAGCUGGAGGAAUUGGUGUUUCUGUUCACAACAUUCGUGCAACUGGUAGUUAUAUCCAUGGAACAAAUGGAGCAUCAAAUGGCAUUGUUCCAAUGCUGAGGGUGUUCAAUGAUACUGCUCGUUAUGUUGAUCAGGGGGGAGGCAAGAGAAAGGGUGCAUUUGCUAUAUAUUUGGAACCUUGGCAUGCAGACAUAUAUGAGUUCCUUGAGCUUAGAAAGAACCACGGGAAGGAAGAGCAUCGAGCUAGGGAUCUAUUUUUUGCCUUGUGGAUUCCUGAUCUCUUCAUGGAAAGAGUUCAGAGUAAUGGCCAAUGGUCUUUGUUUUGUCCUAAUGAAUCCCCAGGACUUGCUGAUUGUUGGGGUGCAGAAUUUGAGAAACUCUACCUAAAAUAUGAGAGUGAGGGGAAGGCCAAGAAGGUUGUUGCAGCUCAGAACCUUUGGUUUGAGGUCCUUAAAUCUCAGAUUGAAACUGGAACACCUUAUAUGCUUUUCAAGGAUUCUUGCAAUAGAAAAAGCAAUCAACAAAAUCUUGGCACUAUCAAAUCUUCCAAUCUAUGCACUGAGAUCAUUGAGUUCACCAGUCCUACUGAAACAGCUGUGUGCAACUUGGCAUCUAUUGCUUUACCACGAUUUGUCAGGGAGAAGGGAGUUCCAUUAGAGUCACAUCCAUCCAGGUUGGUCGGCAGCAGUGGCUCCUCAAAUAGAUACUUUGAUUUUGAGAAGCUUGGAGAGGUUACAGCAAUAAUAACAGCAAACCUCAACAAAAUAAUUGAUGUGAACUACUAUCCAGUUGAAACUGCAAGAAGAUCAAACUUGCUACAUAGACCAAUAGGAAUUGGUGUUCAGGGUUUGGCAGACACUUUCAUCUUACUCGGCAUGCCUUUUGAUUCUCCUGAGGCGCAACAACUUAACAAGGAUAUAUUUGAAACCAUAUACUAUCACUCUCUGAAAGCUUCUUCUGAAAUUGCUAUUACUGAUGGCCCUUAUGAAACAUACCAAGGAAGUCCUAUUAGCAAGGGAAUUAUCCAACCUGACAUGUGGAAUGUUACACCUUCUGACCGAUGGGAUUGGUCUGCACUACGUGAGAUGAUAGUUAAGCAUGGUGUCAGGAACUCACUUCUUGUUGCUCCUAUGCCUACUGCAUCAACUAGCCAGAUUCUUGGAAACAAUGAGUGUUUUGAACCAUAUACAUCCAACAUUUAUACUCGCAGAGUUCUUAGUGGGGAAUUUGUGGUGGUGAACAAACAUCUCCUACAUGACUUGACUGAGAUGGGUUUGUGGUCACCUAUUCUUAAGAACAAGAUAAUUCAUGAGAAUGGUUCUGUCGCUAAGAUUCCUGAAAUUCCAGAAAAUUCGAGAGCAAUUUACAAAACUGUCUGGGAAAUCAAGCAAAGGACUCUAGUUGACAUGGCCGUUGAUCGUGGGUGCUAUAUUGAUCAGAGCCAGAGCCUUAACAUCCACAUAGACCAACCAAAUUUCGGAAAGCUAACAUCAUUGCACUUUUAUGCUUGGUCUAAGGGCUUGAAAACUGGAAUGUAUUACCUGCGAACUCGUGCUGCUGCUGAUGCAAUCAAAUUCACUGUGGACACUUCCUCACUUCAGAAAACUAUGGCAGUGGAGAAAGUGGAGAACGGUGAUGUAGAAGCCAAAAUGGCACAAGUUGUCUGUUCCUUGGAGAACAGGGAAGAGUGCAUGGCCUGUGGAAGUUAAUCCUGUGUAAUGUUUCCGUGGCAGACCUCAAAGACAAAGAAAAGGAUGUACCAUCUGCUAUCCUAAACGAAUACGAAAGCAUCGUUGCGUGGUAGUGUAUUUGUGAUUAGAUUAAGCCAAUGGCGCUAAUUUGCAGAUAUGGUUCUGAGUCAGUCAGUGUGCAAAAUGAUCGUUGUUAGUUUUUUACAAUCUGCAGCAAAUUAAAAAAAAUCCUUGACUUUGUCAGUUGUCACAGUUGUCACAAUGAGUAUUGUUCGUCGUUGGAAUUUUAUCAAUUAUGCUUCUUAUCA
Zingiber officinale is the source of this 3119-nucleotide messenger RNA. RefSeq names its product ribonucleoside-diphosphate reductase large subunit-like. Gene Ontology annotation, biological process: DNA replication; deoxyribonucleotide biosynthetic process. Lineage: Eukaryota; Viridiplantae; Streptophyta; Magnoliopsida; Zingiberales; Zingiberaceae. The transcript is spliced from 17 exons. Gene Ontology annotation, molecular function: ribonucleoside-diphosphate reductase activity, thioredoxin disulfide as acceptor; ATP binding. Gene Ontology annotation, cellular component: ribonucleoside-diphosphate reductase complex. The record is from RefSeq and is a predicted model, not a curated record. The coding region runs from base 391 to 2829 and encodes 812 amino acids.